Messenger RNA from Neopsephotus bourkii (Bourke's parrot), 3724 nucleotides. RefSeq names its product two pore segment channel 1 (gene TPCN1). The record is from RefSeq and is a predicted model, not a curated record. The coding region runs from base 883 to 3285 and encodes 800 amino acids. NCBI's taxonomy places the organism in Eukaryota, Metazoa, Chordata, Aves, Psittaciformes, Psittacidae. Gene Ontology annotation, molecular function: voltage-gated channel activity; monoatomic ion channel activity. The transcript is spliced from 28 exons. Gene Ontology annotation, cellular component: lysosomal membrane; endosome membrane. Gene Ontology annotation, biological process: monoatomic ion transport; transmembrane transport.
CUCGGUGUCCCUGUCUCCCGCAGGCCGCGGUCCCGGCAGCUCCGGGAGUUGUCCGCCGCGAAGCCGCACGUCCGGUGCCCCGGGGGGGCUCGGCCUGUUGCUGAAAGGAUGCGGCCUCCGCCGUGACGGAGAUGGGAGAGUGACGGCAGCGCGGCGGCACCGGUUGUGGAGCGUCCCGUGACGCUGUCCAGGCCCUGCUUGAGUUUUCUCUUCCUCCAUCUCUUAAAGAGACCCGAGACCUUGUGCCAGUGGCAUCCCCCAGUAGGAAAGCCCCCCGGAACUUCAUGUGUGCGGCCUCAACCCGGCCUCUUUCCCCUCCCCACCUGGAGCUGAGGCGCUUUGGCAUGGCAGGGGCCAGAGCCGUGUGUGAUGGUGACACUUAGCAUCAUGCUGGCUCUGGAUGCGUCACUCCCGCUCGCUUCCUGCGCCGAGCGCUCAGGAGUUUGUCAAGAAGCACUUUCUUUUGCUUCCGUGCUGCGGUGCGAGCUGUGUGCUGACAGGAGCAGCCUGGACCUGGCUUUCUGCGUUUAGCUUUAGCAUAAAUCCUGCCGUUGGGUCUGGUGGCCUGUGCUGCCUUUUGAAAGCAAAUCUAGAUCCUUUUUGAGCUGUGGUCAAGAAAUGGGUCCGCAUACCUUUGUGUUCUUACGUACAGAAGACACCCCUGAUGGAGGAAUCCCUGGGGAGAGCUUUUGACAUCAAUGUUACAAGUGGAACUGAAACAGGCAUCAUUUAAAGUGCUUGGAGCACGGGCCUCUGAAGGGAGAGGAUGGCUGUGAGCAUGGAUGAUGACGUUCCCCUUAUCCUCACCCUGGAUGACAGUGGAAGCAGCGCCUCAGCCCCCCUCGAUGAUGCUGACCGGGAGGAGCUGCCCAAUGAAAGAGCAUGCUCUGCUGCACUGAAUGGGAAUGUUGGAGUCCCGGCAGUAUCGUUCCGGAUGCCUUGUAUGGAGGUAGCUAUGAUGUUAUUAAUGACGCAUCCAGCCCUGCUGUGGGGGACUGCUGCGCGCAGCAAAGCUCUGCCCGACACAACUGGGAAAUGAACUACCAAGAGGCAGCAAUCUACCUCCAGGAAGGAGAAAAUAAUGACAAGUUCUUCACUCACCCCAAAAAUGCCAAAGCACUUGCUGCCUACCUCUUUGUACACAAUCACCUUUUCUACCUAAUGGAGCUGAGCACAGCACUGCUGCUCCUGUUGCUGUCUCUCUGCGAAGCACCGGCUGUUCCCAUGCUCCGUCUUGGCAUCUAUGUCCAUGCAACCCUGGAGCUGUUUGCGUUAAUUGUGGUGGUCUUUGAACUCUCCAUGAAGAUGAGGUGGCUGGGCUUCCAAACCUUUAUUAGGCACAAAAGAACUAUGGUAAAGACUUGUGUGCUCUUUGUACAGUUCAUCGAGGCCAUCGUGGUGCUGGUGCGCCAAACCUCGCACGUGCGCAUCACCAGAGCUCUGCGCUGCAUCUUCCUGGUGGACUGCCGCUACUGUGGGGCUGUCAGGAGAAAUCUGCGACAGAUCUUCCAGUCCCUCCCACCAUUUAUUGACAUUCUUCUCCUCCUGCUUUUCUUCAUGGUGAUUUUUGCCAUCCUGGGUUUUUACUUGUUUUCUCCUAACCACUCGGAUCCGUACUUCAAUACCUUAGAGAGCAGCCUCGUGAAUCUCUUCGUGCUUUUGACCACUUCAAAUUUCCCUGAUGUGAUGAUGCCAUCUUACGCCCGGAACCCCUGGUCCUGUGUCUUCUUCAUAGUGUAUCUCUCCAUUGAGCUCUACUUCAUCAUGAACUUGCUUCUGGCUGUUGUGUUUGACACCUUCAAUGACAUCGAGAAGAGGAAGUUCAAGUCCUUGCUGCUGCACAAGCGCACAGCCAUACAGCAUGCGUACCGCUUGCUGAUCACCAAGCAGAGGCCGUCUGGAAUCUCCUUCAAGCACUUUGAAGGGCUGCUGCGGUUUUACAAGCCUCGGAUGUGUGCCAGAGAGCGCUAUCUCACUUUCAAAGCACUGAAUCAAAGCAAUACUCCUUUAGUCAGUCUGAAGGAUUUUUACAAUUUCUAUGAAGUUGUUGGCUUAAAAUGGAAGGCAAAACGAAAUCGGGAGCACUGGUUUGAUGACCUUCCAAGGACAGCAUUCCUUAUUUUUAAAGGCAUCAACAUCCUUGUGAAGUCCCGUGUGUUCCAAUACACUAUGUAUACUGUGGUGGCUGUGAAUGGAAUUUGGAUUCUUGUUGAAACCUUCAUGCUGCAAGGAGGGAAUUUCUUCUCCAGAAACGUCCCAUGGAGCUACAUAGUCUUCCUCACAAUCUAUGGCGUGGAGCUGCUCCUGAAGACCACUGGGCUGGGGCCUGUCGAGUACCUGUCCUCAGGCUGGAAUCUCUUUGACUUCUCAGUCACCCUGUUUGCAUUUUUGGGGCUCAUGGCACUGGCGUUUAACAUGGAACCCUUCUACUUCAUUGUGGUCUUGCGACCCCUUCAGCUGCUGAGGCUAUUUAAAUUGAAGAAACGCUACAGAAACGUCCUGGACACUAUGUUUGAGCUGUUCCCCCGGAUGGCCAGCCUGGGUUUAACCCUGCUGAUCUUCUACUAUUGCUUUGCCAUUGUUGGCAUGGAGUUCUUUGCUGGCGUGGUCUACCCGAACUGCUGCAACACAAGCACAGUUGCAGAUGCCUACCGCUGGGUGAAUCAUACAGUUGGCAACAAGACGGUUGUGGAGGAAGGUUAUUACUAUCUCAACAACUUCGACAACAUUUUGAACAGCUUUGUGACGCUGUUUGAGCUGACGGUCGUCAAUGACUGGUACAUCAUCAUGGAAGGGGUGACAUCCCAAACCACUCACUGGAGCCGUCUUUACUUCAUGAUCUUCUAUAUUGUGACCAUGGUGGUGAUGACCAUCAUCGUGGCUUUUAUUCUGGAUGCUUUUGUCUUCCGCAUGAACUACACUCGGAAGAGCCAGGAUUCAGAAGAAGACAACGGCAUUGUGCUGGAGAAGGAGAUCUCCAAGGAGGAAGUGGUUGGCAUCAUCGAGCUGUACAAGCGGAUUUCAGGUGCCAGUGAGACGGCUCAGCUGCAGAAGAUCGUUUUGCAGAUGGACAAAUAUGGGCAAAUGUCAACAGUGUUUCUGGGACGCAGAUCAAGGACCAAGAGUGAUUUGAGUAUGAAGAUGUAUGAGGAGGAGAUCCAGGAAUGGUAUGAGGAGCAUUCCAGGAAAGAGGAAACUCAGACACCAUUGCAAGAGCCUGCAUCUGCUUCCAACAGCUCUGUGAAGUCCUUGAGCCUCCGACAACGAUCCCAGACUGUCAUUUAGGCCUAGCUAAUGCAAGCCACCUUCUAUGCAAUAACCUAGAGUAUUACUUCACAGCGUAUAUAUUGGGAUGGUGUAUAUAGAUCUCUUCAGUGUUUGGCUUUAGGGUUUCAAGCUCUUCCCCUAGGCAGUGAACUGCUGGAAACCAGAGGCCCAGGGGACUCUGUGUAAGGCUGCUACACACAGACUGAGCAUGAUGGCCGUGCUCAGCACAGAGCAAACAGCUCGGACAGGACAGAGACCUUCUCCCCCUGAGCCACUUCCCAGGCUCCAGCCUGCUGUUUGUCUUACCACUAACAGACCUUGGGGAAAGGGAUGUGUAAUCCAUUAACAGCAGGAAACGCGCCAGAGCUACCUGCUUAGUAUUAAAACUUUAGCCCUUUUUGAGAGCUCUUUUGCUUAAAGGGUACCAUUAACCUAGGAAUAAGAGAUCAGGGAAUGA